GUUGGCGGGGUCUGCAGAGCGGAUUCCAGUAGCUGACGGUUCCGUGUUGUCCUCGGGUCUCCUUUCAGGAGUUUCCUCCAGCUUGAUGCCUCCUGUCAUAAUUUGUAAUUUUCCAGUUUAACUAUUAAUAGAGUCCUUUAAUAUCGACAAUCUGCUUGUAAUUCAUGAAUUUCGUCGAGAAUUACCUUUUGCUGCCUGAGAUUUUGAUAUUUGCACUUUAUUUUUUUUAGCGAUAAGAAUUACGUAAUAUUCUUAUCGGUCGCUUAAAUAUCUUCCCGAGCCGAGAGCCCUAAACUCUAUUAUGUAAGCAGAGAGAAAACGCGCUUGCUUGUUCAAUUUAGACGCGUUGGCAUUUCUCACCAGGCGAUGGGUUCGGUAGAGAGCUACAUUUUCUCUUAGGACGCUGAGGCGUGGGGUUUCUUUCUCUUAUUUCUCUCACCGGUGCGCAUUCAGACGAUGACAGGUUGAUCAUAAUAUUUUACCCCCAAAGAUGUUCAUCAAGCAAAUUAUCAUCCAAGGCUUUAAGAGGUAGGUGAGGGGGGAGCCAUUUCCUCAGUUUGUAAAGCGCCUUUGCUAACGGCAUAUCGUAUAAUAGCUACAAAGAUCAAACGGUCAUUGAACCGUUCUCUCCAAAGCACAAUGUGAUUGUUGGCCGUAAUGGCUCCGGCAAAAGUAAUUUCUUUGCUGCCAUUCGAUUUGUUCUUAGUGAUGCCUAUACACACAUGGGAAGGGAAGAGCGCCAGGCGCUGCUACAUGUAUGUAUACCGAGUCGCCCACCCCUCAAAUUUAUAUGCGGCUGCUAAUAAAAGUAGGAGGGCUCGGGUUCCGCGGUUAUGUCAGCGUACGUUGAGAUUAUAUUCGACAAUUCGGACGACCGUUUCCCAACAGGCAAGGAUGAACUCAUACUGCGCCGUACCAUCGGUUUGAAGAAAGAUGAAUACACCUUAGACCGGAAGAAUGCCACCAAGUCUGAUGUCAUGAAUCUACUGGAGUCUGCUGGAUUCUCGAGGUCGAACCCCUAUUACAUUGUCCCACAGGGUCGAGUGACAACUUUGACGAAUAUGAAAGAUUCUGAACGUCUAGUACUCCUGAAAGAAGUCGCGGGAACUCAGGUUUAUGAAGCGCGUCGUACGGAAUCUUUGAAGAUAAUGAACGAGACCAACAAUAAACGAGCAAAGAUUGAUGAAUUGCUGGAUUAUAUCAACGAGAGGCUUGGGGAACUUGAAGAAGAAAAAGAUGAACUUAGGAAUUUUCAGGAGAAGGAAAGGGAGAGACGGUGCCUCGAAUACACCAUUUAUUCUCGAGAACAAGCCGAGAUUGCGAGCGCUCUGGAAAGCAUUGAUGACCAAAGACAAGCUGGGGUUGAAGAUACGGACGCUAAUAGAAACAGGCUGAUGCAGGGAGAGAAUGACAUUGCUCAAAUAGACACCCAAAAGGCAGAGCUCAGGCAACAAAUGGAGCUUCUGAAGCUGGAAAAGGACCAACUGGAAGAUGAUAGGCGCGAUGCAUCUCGGGCACUCGCGCAAGCCGAAUUACAGCGCAAAUCCCUGUCAGAAGGCCAGAGCGCUGCUCAAAGGUCAAAAGCCGAGCGUGAAGCGAACGUCGAACGAGUAAAUGCUGCCAUCAAGGAGCGUGAGGAAGAACUAAGUACCUUGCUUCCCCAGUUCAACGAAAUGAAAGAACGGGAAGACCAGGCGAAAUUUAGUUUGAAUGAGGCUGAAACAGGGAGACAGCGUCUAUAUGCAAAGCAAGGGCGAAUUUCCAGGUUCCGAAACAAAGGGGAACGUGAUAAUUGGCUGCAGAGUGAAAUACAGAAUACUUAUGCCCAAGUCUCUACUGUUAAGGCUGUUCGAAUGCAGACAACCAAGGAAAUCCAAGAACUAGAAAAUGACAUCCUCCUUCUAGAGCCAGAGGUUGAGAAACUUCGAAAGGAAGCUGAUGGCUGGGGUGACAACCUUCAAUCUAUUGAUCAAGAAGUUCAAACCGCAAAAGAUGAACGGGAUAGGCUAAUUGAUCAGCGAAAGUAAGUCUCCACGUAUUACCUCAUUUCCAUGUGCUAUAUCUAACAUUUGAGUAUAGAGAGCUCUGGAGAGAAGAGGCUAAGCUAGACUCAAUUCUCACCAAUGCCACCCAUGAAGUAGAAAGAGCAGAAAGAGCACUUGCCCACAUGAUGGACCAAAAUACCAGCAGGGGCCUUGCAGCAGUACGACGAAUCAAACGGCAAUAUAACCUUGAGGGUGUUUAUGGAACGCUUGCAGAGUUAUUUGACGUUAGCGAUAGAUAUCGUACGGCCGUCGAAGUCACCGCUGGUCAGAGCCUUUUCCAUUAUGUUGUCGAUACGGACGAGACAGCUACCAAAGUCCUAGAGAUAUUGCAAAAGGAAAAGUCAGGAAGAGUCACUUUCAUGCCAUUAAACAGACUUAAGCCGAGAGCUAGCAAUAUUCCUCGGGCUAGUGACACAAUUCCAAUGAUUGAAAAACUGCAAUAUGACCCUCAGUAUGAGCCCGCUUUUCAACAAGUUUUUGGAAGGACGAUUAUCUGUCCUAAUCUUCAGAUCGCAUCCCAGUAUGCUCGCAGUCAUGGCGUCAAUGCCAUUACCCCUGAAGGUGAUCGAUCUGACAAGCGCGGUGCUCUUACUGGUGGUUUCCAUGAUUCAAGGAAGUCUCGACUUGAUGCAACAAAGAACGUUGCGAAAUGGAGAGACGAGUAUGAUGCGAAGAAGGCUCGUGGUGGAGAGAUCCGGCGUGAGCUGGAGAAGAUGGACCAAUUGAUUACACAGGCAGUUGGUCAUCUUCAAAAAGCAGAGCAAAAACGCCAGCAGCUCCACUCCAGCAAUGGUCCCUUACGUCAAGAGAUCAAAAGCAAACGGGAUCUAUUGCACAACAAAACUGACGCUCUUGAAGCAAAGCGGCGCGCUCUUAAGAAUAUUGAAGCCAAUGUUGAUUCGCUCACUAGCCAAAUAACAGCUCAUGAGGAGGAACUUGCUACACCUUUUGAGAAAGCACUUUCGAAUGCCGAGGAGGCACGGUUAGAGAGCCUCAACUCUAUGGUGCAGGAUCUUCGGCGAGAGCAUGCCACACUAUCUAGUAGCCGCAGUGAGCUAGAAACCCGGAAAUCAAUCUUGGAAGUUGAGCUACGUGAAAACCUUUAUCCACAGCUGGAUCACCUAGCUGGCCAAGGUCUAGAUGCUGGCGAAGAGACUGUUCAGGGGAAUUUGAAAGAGAGUGAGAGGGAGGUCAAGAAACAACAGAAGGCACUCGAGAAACUCAGCCAGAAACUUCAAAAACUGGAGAAUACCAUAGAACAACAAAACAACGAAGCUUUACAGCUUGAACAGCGUCGAGCGGAUAUAAAACGCGAGCUGGAGGAAUUCGCUAAAUCCAUCGAAAAGCACCAACGCCGCAUGGAAAAGAGUAUGCAGAAAAAGGCAGCGUUGACUGCUCAAGCUCUGGAAUGCAGCGCUAACAUUCGCGACCUUGGCGUGCUUCCUGAUGAGGCCUUUACUAAAUUCAAAAAUACAGACUCCAACACAAUUGUCAAGAGGCUGCAUAAAGCCAAUGAAGCUCUCAAGAAAUAUUCGCAUGUCAAUAAGAAGGCGUUUGAGCAGUACAACAGCUUCACGAAGCAGCGAGAGACCCUUACCAAACGUCGGGAAGAACUUGAUGCAUCCCAUAAGUCCAUUGACGAGCUGAUUAUGAUCUUGGAUCAAAGAAAGGAUGAAGCCAUUGAACGAACCUUCAAGCAAGUUUCAAGAGAGUUUGCAAGGAUAUUCGAGAAGCUAGCCCCCGCCGGUCGAGGACGACUUAUCAUCCAGAGGAAAACCGAUGCUGCCACUCGACAGCAGGAGGACAUGGACUCCGAUGAAGAGGAGGCUCGCCGUAGCGUAGAGAACUACAUCGGCGUCGGCAUCAGUGUUAGUUUUAACAGCAAACACGAUGAUCAGCAGAGAAUCCAGCAGCUUAGUGGUGGCCAGAAGAGUAUGUAUAUCCAUUUAACGACCAACUAUAAAAAAAGAAAGGCUAACAUUUCACAGGUUUAUGCGCGCUUGCUCUUGUCUUUGCAAUUCAGGCUUGCGAUCCUGCACCUUUUUACCUCUUUGAUGAAAUUGACGCUAAUCUUGACGCCCAAUAUCGAACCGCCGUGGCCCAGAUGCUCCAGUCCAUAUCGGAAGAAACCAAUGGCCAGUUCAUCUGUACAACAUUCCGACCCGAGAUGCUCCACGUUGCAGAGAAGUGCUAUGGCGUAAGCUUCCGUAGCAAGGCCAGUACCAUUGAUGUCGUCUCGCGUGAGGAGGCCUUGAAGUUUGUGGAUGAACAGAAAUCUUGAAUGCAGCCAUGGUUAUUUACGUAUAUCUGUGCUAUAUUUGUUGAUUUCCCUUUAUUCUUGACUACUGCUGCCUCAGCGUAUAAUUCUAUAAUGAUGGGACGGCGUUAAAUUUGCGCUGGUGUUUGUGUGUCCGCCUUGAUUUGCGGUAUCAAUAUAUCUGUUCAUGACGCUCCAAGAAUUCUAUUCCCCUGCC
Molecule: messenger RNA, 4519 nt
Organism: Trichophyton rubrum CBS 118892
Lineage: Eukaryota; Fungi; Ascomycota; Eurotiomycetes; Onygenales; Arthrodermataceae
Product: chromosome segregation protein sudA
Exons: 1
Coding region: 2168-4246 (692 amino acids)
Biological process (GO): mitotic sister chromatid cohesion
Cellular component (GO): chromosome
Molecular function (GO): double-stranded DNA binding; protein binding; cohesin loader activity
Source: RefSeq, a predicted model, not a curated record